This is a messenger RNA of Baudoinia panamericana UAMH 10762, 1268 nucleotides long. RefSeq lists its product as uncharacterized. The record is from RefSeq and is a predicted model, not a curated record. NCBI's taxonomy places the organism in Eukaryota, Fungi, Ascomycota, Dothideomycetes, Mycosphaerellales, Teratosphaeriaceae. The transcript is spliced from 5 exons. Gene Ontology annotation, molecular function: metal ion binding; alcohol dehydrogenase (NAD+) activity. The coding region runs from base 1 to 1230 and encodes 409 amino acids. Gene Ontology annotation, cellular component: mitochondrion.
AUGGGCAUACAAGAGACGUACCGACCGGCUUUUGACACUCCACCUGGUGCGCAUCUCGCAGGCAUCUCCAUCUCUAGCCUCAAGCUGCCAACCCCUUAUGUCUCCUACGGUCUGCCCUACCAAGAGGCUGCUGCAAAACAUAUCAGAAGUACUCUCCAUGUAUUGCGAGUGUACGUUGUAUCUUCGACAUCCCUGGCUGUGAGCACGGAUCGGCUUGAUCGACUAGUUACCGCUGUCGGUGAAGACGCGAUUUGUGGCAUUACCAAAGGCAUAACGCCGCAUACGCCGUUCGCGGAGAUUCUUGAGAUCACGGCGAAGUGUCGGGAGAAUAGCGCUGAUUGCCUGUUGGCACUCGGGGCUGGAUCGAUCACAGAUGGAUGCAAGAUUGUGGCACUCUACCUCGCAAACGAUAUUGAUAGCAUGGAGGAGCUGGCGAAGUAUGCUGUGGGGGGCGAAGACUGCCCUAAGUCCGUCAAAGAGCCAUCGGUGCCGUUGAUCACUAUUCCGACAACUCUAUCCGGCGGAGAGUACUUUAGUCUUGCAGGAGGCACUGAUGAUUCCACGCACCACAAGCAUGGCUUCCUGCGCUCUGGGAUGGGGGUGAAGCUCAUCAUACUGGAUCCGGACCUUUGCACGACUACACCAGCAUAUCACUGGCUGAGUACUGGAGCCUUAUGCUCUUUGCACAGCACACAGCAGGCUGACGCAAACGCUGAACAAGGCCUGCGGCUCCUCGUUCCAGGCCUACUGAGGACGAAAGGGCACCCGGGCGAUCUUGAUGCGAGGCGCAAGUGUCAACAAGGUGUUAACCUAGCUAUGGGCAGUAUCCGUGCUGGUGUGCCCAUCGGCGGUAGUCAUGCGAUUGGACAUCAACUCGGACCACUCGGUGUGCCGCACGGCGUUACGAGCUGUAUCAUGUGUCCAGCGGUUAUGAAAUAUAACAUGCAGCACGGCCGGAACAACCCUGACAUUGCGCGACGGCAGGAGCAUAUUCGGGAUGUACUGUGGGCUGAGCCCGAAGUCACCGCUGCACUGCAGGCGGCCGGUUUGAGGCAAGACUCGGCAGACCUGGGCGACGUGCUCGACGCCGUGAUUCGCGCUCUUGCAUUGCCACGUAGUCUGAGGGAGCUGAAUGUCUCCCCUCAGAUCAUACCGUCGCUUUCCGAAGGGACGCUGGAAGAAUAUGGGCCGCAACUAAUCCCAUACCUCUGCUUAAGGCGGAGCAAGUGACUGCUAUACUCAGAACUGUGGCCUGAAGUCGUUCUGGA